UAGUUUCCCAUCACAAUGGCAAGAAAUCCUGCUCGAUGGUGGCGUUGAAUGAUUCAGUUCCUCCUCAAACUUGACAUAAGUGUUCUCCAUUCCUCAUUGCAUCCGACCUGCCCGCGGGCCUCAUCACCACGUCUCCCCCUACCACUUCCUCUGGUAGAGAUCGCAGUACACCAAGAAAGCUCGAAGUCCGGCCAGGGACCCAUCCAAAUCGAGUCGAUAUCAUCCGCGAGACAUCACGUUCUCCCGCUCGUGCUCCAUCACCCACCAUGGCGGACCAGCUCAAGAAUGCGUCUUCAGGCGUGCAAGAUCAGGCAAAGAGCGCUACGAAGGGAACACCGAUCAGCGGCGUGCAAGAGAAGAUUCAGAGCGGUACAAAUGGGCUCCUGAGUUCCAUCAACUCCAUGGCAUCGACUGUGGCAGCCAAAGGACAAGCUCUGGUCGAUCGAAUCUUCCCUCCGGAGAAGCGAGCGGCCUUCCUCGCCCAGCUGCAAUCUUUCAUGCUGGCCAACCCCAAGCUCUCCGCAUUCCUCGGCAUGAACCUUCUUCUUACAGGCGUUCCUCUCGGCUUGUUCGUCCUAUUCAGCGUAUCAGUCUUCAUCUUUGCUCUCGUCGUUGCCUUGAUUCUCGCUUUGCUUGGCGCGGUGCUCUUCACAUUAUUUUGUGUUGGCGUGGCGCUCCUCAUCGUGCUACCUACCAUCAUGUUCACGACAUUUGCUGCGACAUUCCUGUUCCUGUGGGGCCUAGGAGGCUACUACAUCCUCCGAUGGGCGAAUGGCGACUCUCGUGGCAGUGAGAAUGGACAAGCCAGCGAAGGCAAUGCCAUUGGCGACAAGCUCAAUUCUCUGACGGGUGGGAGAUUGACUGGAUUCAUGGAGGACGCGAGAGGCCAGAAUGCGAAGAAGGGUAUCGAGGGAUACAAUGAUCGCUUUACGAAGCCUGCUGGUGACAAAGGCGAUAACUCGACAGCAACGACAACAGGCUCUAACGCGAAAUCCGGAGCCAAUCAACACGUGGGUGCCAUUGCAACGAAACCGAGGCAAGCUACUUCGGGAGGUCAAGCUAACGUCGAGGGUGCAGUGAACACGACCAAAGGCGGGUUGAGCAGUCUGAGUGGGUUGAAGUUGGGAUGA
This is a messenger RNA of Zymoseptoria tritici IPO323, 1130 nucleotides long. RefSeq lists its product as uncharacterized. The record is from RefSeq and is a predicted model, not a curated record. The transcript is spliced from 2 exons. Bases 267 to 1130 code for a protein of 287 amino acids. NCBI's taxonomy places the organism in Eukaryota, Fungi, Ascomycota, Dothideomycetes, Mycosphaerellales, Mycosphaerellaceae.